AUGGGUCGUUCAUCCGACAAUGAUAGCUUUGCAAGAGGACCGUGGACGAAAGAUGAGGACGCCAUGCUCAUCAGCCUCGUCAAUGCCCACGGACCUCGCAACUGGACGAGCUUAGCGACUCGCAUGACAAGUCGCUCAGGGAAGCAAUGUCGAGAAAGAUGGUUGAAUCAUCUCAAUCCGGAUAUCAAGAAGGGGGCGUGGAGCGUUGCCGAAGACGAGACGCUGGUUGACUUGCACAGAACGCAUGGCAAUCGAUGGUCGGAGAUUGCGAGGCACUUGCCAGGUCGAACUGACAAUGCUAUCAAGAAUCACUGGAACUCAACAAUCAAAAGGAAGAUUCGUCCAGAUGGGAGAGGUCUUAUGCACGUGCCGACAAACCGGAAAACUACACUUUCCGAGCGUACAUCCGCGACAUCACAUUCGGAUGUCACAAAAGCAGCAGAACACACGUCGAAUUCAGUGAAAGACACCCACUCCCCGACAUCAAACCCCUGGAAGGAUGUGAUGUAUGAUACCCAUAACGUGUCCUCGUCAAAAGCAUCGAGACAUGGGAAGGACUACUUAUCUCGAAAUAUUACCUUGAGAGGCACGUCAAAAAGAUAUGUGGGGGCUAUUGCGGACCACGAGACAAAGAGAGGCAGUUUUGCGAGUUUAUCGUCGGCCGUCACGGGAGGCAUGUUCAUUCAAGAUUCGAAAGACAAGCACGAUGCCAUGGACGAGCUUAGUCGCAACCGUUUGCUUUCGAAAAGGACUCACAAGCAAUCUCACCCGCAAUCAGAAUUGUACGUAGAGCGAACAGACAUUGAACUCCAGGAACUGUCUUCAGUUUUUUCCUCUGGGGGGCGUGCCGUGUCCCCUCGGAACAUUGAUGCGCUGCCCGAAAACGGGAGCUUCGGCGCCGAUGAAAAGCCACAUUCGACGACUGCAGAUGGAGAUGACUUGGUUCAGUACGAUCAAGAAACUGAUUACGAUAUUGAAUCGGAGUCCCCGACAACAGUAUUAUUCGGCUGUCCUGAUCAGCUCAAGAGUACCACAGAGAGCCCGAGUUUCUCUCGGAGACGUCGAUUAAACGAUGCCGACAGCCCCACACAUCGUUCUCUUCACAAGCGUCACAAAAGCGAGCCUUCCGUGUCUCCUAAUUGCGGCCCUCUACCUCCCUUUCUGUUUGGGCUUGGGAGCAAUGAUUUUGGGAUUGACGAGCCGCCACUUCCUGAAUUUGGAGUCAUACUUCCCGGAUAUGAAGAUGUCGGCAUCCUACCUAUACCCGGCCAUAACGAGGACCUCAGCGUCGUAAAUCACGCUUCAUCCGACGCGGCAGCAUCCGACGCGGCAGCAUUCGGCAACUCCACAAGUGCAUCGGAAGAUAUUGACCAUCAGCUCCCGUGCGAUGACCUCGAUGCAAUGGUCAAUGUAUAUAGUACAGACAACCUGAACUACCCAUCACUCAUGCCGUCCAUUAAUCCAGUGGCUCCUCCCGACUACGGUUUCUAACGCGGACCUAGGUGGAGUGUGCUCUCAAGGGCUUCUUGUCACGGUGCAGCGAUCCAUACCCUCUUCGCUUGUACAUCGUUUCAAUUGCGUGCCUGAAUUGGAAGGGGAAAAGUGUGGGCACAUGGGAAGGUUUUUUUUUUUAGCACAGCUCAUUCUCGACGGACAGAAAGAACAGUUUGUAGAAGAAUAGAAGACGGGGGAAGUUUACGGGUUACUGCAUGACUCCGACGGGCGCAAGUGACUUUCGCAGAGAUCCGCUUUUCGAUGGAACUCUCAGACCAACGCAUGAGUGUUUGCACUGGACGACUGUAAAUGAACCGCACUUUUCUCUU
Messenger RNA from Chondrus crispus (carragheen), 1823 nucleotides. RefSeq lists its product as hypothetical. The transcript has 2 exons. Lineage: Eukaryota; Rhodophyta; Florideophyceae; Gigartinales; Gigartinaceae. The coding region runs from base 1 to 1491 and encodes 496 amino acids. The record is from RefSeq and is a predicted model, not a curated record.